AUGGAGGAAGAUGAGCCAGGUAAGUGUGAGUGUGACAGUCUCUUUUUAGUAAACAACUGUUCGUAACUUGACAUCACGUUGCCCCUAUACGUGUGUACUGCUGUUAUUAGCCUACUUGUUUAUUUGGCUUUACUGUUAUGUUGAAGGAUCAAAUAUAUGUUGCAGGAAAUUACAUUUUAUAAAAUAGAAUUGAAUAGAAUAUAAUAUCUCUUCUAGUGUUGAUAACAUGCUCCUCCAUCUCCAUCACUGUUUUAGCUGUAGAAUACAAGAGUCUGUUUGAGGACCCAGCCUUCCUCUGUGAGGACUCCUCCCUGUUCUCAGACUACUCCACCCCCAUUGCCAGGUUCCAGGAUGACAUCACAUGGCUUCGGCCACAGGUAAGACCCGGGCCUACACCUUAUCUAAUCAGAAUUGGCCUUAGGUCACUAAUAAUAAUAAUAUAUAUGCCAUUUAUAUGCUGUGUUCCUUCCAAUACAUGUUAUUUUUUCCUUAUCACGUUGUGAACACUUGAUCGCAUAACAGAAGCAAGCAUGUCCAAUCUGCUCACAAUGAUUCUGUGUCUGUUAAUGGUGACAUAUUUCUCUCUCUGUCCCUCCAGGAGAUCUGCCCGUCUCCCACACUCUUCCCUGACAACACCGAUGAUGGCCAUGCAAAGCAAGGCCUCCUGGGAGACUGCUGGUUCCUCUGUGCCUGCACGAUCUUACUGAAAAACCAGCAUCUGAUGAAGAAGGUAAAGCUCCACAAACUUGUAAGGUACAGUGCAUUCAGAAAGUAUUCAGACCCCUUGACUUUUUCCACAUUUUGUUGCGUUACAGCCUUAUUCUAAAAUUGAUUAAAAUCUUUUUUUUCCUCAUCAAUCUACACACAAUAUCCCAUAAUGACAAAGCAAAAACAGGUUUUUAGAAAUGUGUGCGAAUUUAUUAAUAAUAAAAAAGGGAAAUAUCACAAAUUACAUAAGUAUUCAGACCCUUUACUCAGUACUUUGUUGAAGCACCUUUGGCAGCGAUUACAGCCUUAAGUCUUCUUGGGUAUGAUUCUACAAGCUUGGCACACCUGAAUUUGGGGAGUUUCUCCCAUUCUUCUCUGCAGAUCCUCUCAAGCUCUGUCAUGUUGGAUGGGGAGCGUCGCUGCACAGCUAUUUUCAGGUCUCCAGAGAUCUUCAACCGGGUUCAAGUCCGGGCACUGGCUGGGCCACUCAAGGACAUUCCGAGACUUGUCCGGAAGCCACUACUGCAUUGUCAUGGCUGUGUGCUUAGAGUCGUUGUCCUGUUGGAAGGUAAACUUUCACCCCAGUCUGAGGUCCUGAGCGCUCUGGAGCAGGUUUUCAUCAAGGAUCUCUCUGUACUUUGCCCGUUCAUCUUUCCCUCGGUACUGACUAGUCUCCCAGUCCCUGCCGCUGAAAAACAUCCCAACAGCAUGAUGCUGCCAUCACCAAGCUUCACCGUAGGGAUGGUGCCAGGAUUCCUCCAGAUGUGACGCUUGGCAUUCAGGCCAAAGAGUUCAAUCUUGGUUUCAUCAGACCAGAGAAUCUUGUUUCUCAUGGUCUGAGUCCUUUAGGUGCCUUUUGGCAAACUCUUAAGUGGGCUGUCAUGUGCCUUUUACUGAGGAGUGGCUUCAGUCUGGCCACUCUACCAUAAAGGCCUGAUUGGUGGAGUGCUGCAGAGAUGGUUGUCCUUCUGGAAGAUUCUCCCAUCUCCAAAGAGGAACUCUAGAGCUCUGUCAGAGUGACCAUCGGGUUCUUGGUCGCCUCCCUGACCAAGGCCCUUCUCCCCCGAUUGCUCAGUUUGGCCGGGCGGCCAGCUCUAGGAAGAGUCUUGAUGGUUCCAAACUUCUUCCAUUUAAGAAUGAUGGAGGCAAUUGUGUUCUUGGGGACCUUCAAUGCUGCAGACAUUUUUUGGUACCCUUCCCCAGAUCUGUGCUUCAACACAAUCCUGUCUCGGAGCUCUACGGACAAUUCCUUCGACCUCAUGGCUUGUUUUUUGCUCUGACAUGCACUGUCAACAGGUGUGUGCCUUUCCAAAUCAUGUCCAAUCAUUUGAAUUUACCACAGGUGAACUCCAAUCAAGUUGUAGAAACAUCUCAAGGAUGAUCAAUGGAAACAGGAUGGACCUGAGCUCAAUUUCGAGUCUCAUAGCAAAGGGUCUAAAUACUUAUGUAAAUAAGGUAUAUCUGUUUUUUUAUUUGUAAUACAUUUGCUAAAAUUUCUAAAAAUCUGUUUUCGCUUUGUCAUUAUGGAGUAGGUUGAUGAGAAACAUUUUUAUUUAAUCCAUUUUAGAAUAAGGCUGUAAUGUAACAAAAUGUGGAAAAAGGCAAGGGGUCUGAAUACUUUCCGAAUGCACUGUAUAUGUUAUUGCAUUGAAGUAAGCUUGUUGCUUUUUGGUUUUGCUGUGAACAGUAAAACUACAACUGUAGGUUAGUACCACAAGUUAAAGUCUGACAGCUUACAGUAAAUACACUAUGCUUCUGCCCCUCACCUAUUCCAUUAAGUACUUGGUGACUUUUAUCUAUACCAAAAUACUGUGAAAAACCCAGUGUUACCCUGUGCCAUCUCUAACCCCCAGGUGGUACCCCCUGCCCAGCCUCAGUGGGGGGAGAGGGGGUACAGGGGCUCCUUCCUCUUCCGUCUCUGGCAGCAUGGCCGCUGGACAGAGGUAACCGUUGACGACCGGCUGCCCUGCCUCGGCGGCAAGCUCUGCUUCUCGCGCUGCCAGUCCCCCACUGCUUUCUGGGUAGCUCUGCUGGAGAAGGCCUAUGCCAAGUGAGUGACAGGUGGAAGGUUGAAAGUGACCUUCCACCUGUUUCUGCAUCUAGUCAUUAAUAUUGUGUCCUAAUAUUCUAUGCUAUUCCAAUCACAUACCAUACCAUACCAUUCCAUACCAUACAAUACAAUAGUUAGGUUUUGUGACAUUCUCUGACCCCCCCCCCCCCAUGUUGUCUCUUGUCCCUACUCCUCCCCCAGGCUGCAGGGGUCGUAUGAGCACCUAUGGGCGGGGCAGGUCUCUGAGGCCCUGGUAGACCUGACAGGGGGGCUGGCGGAGCGCUGGAGCCUGGGGGAUGGUGGGACGGAGGAGGACCAGGGUCGGGGGUCAUCUGACAGUGACUGGGUCAGGAGGAGGAGGCUGGAUCUGGACCUGCUGCAUGCGGUCAGAGAGGGCUGUUUAGUCAGCUGCUCUGUACACAGCGCCCCCGGAGGUGAGGAGGACAAAUGAUUUGUCUGGGAAUAUUUGGCUGUUUUCACAUUUUAAACACAAAAAUAGCUCUGGGCUGUGCAGGCCAUUGUUAUCCAAUGGAGAGGGAAUGCAGUUUUCUUAGAAUCUUACUGAAAGCCUUCCAUUGAAAUCUUGUGACUAACCUUUCAAGGUAAGGUACUGGCAUACCCCCAAGUCUGCUAAUGGGCCAGUUGCUAAAAUAUUGUUUAGGGCUAUAUUUACCCUAACUGCCCCCUUACCCCCUAGGUGCCAGUGAGUUGUGGCAUGCCCUGAGUGUGAUGGAGUGGGUGGACGUGAGGACGGUGGAAGGGGUAGGAGUACGUCUAAUCAGGAUCAGAAACCCCUGGGGCAGACGCUGCUGGGAGGGAGCAUGGAGAGAGAGGUAGGGGGUGUGUGUAUGUUAGAGCUCUGCUACCUGACCCGAGCCCGAUGGGCCCCGGUUAGGGCCGGUAGGGCCUGUUUUUUCAUCCAUAACUAGGGUACGGGUAGGGCUCGGGUAUCACUACAUUUAUCAUUAACAUUUCGAAGCUGAGCCAUUUGCUUGUGCUCUGCUGCACAGUACAUAUGAUGGUGUCAGAGGUUUUUCAACCUUGUCAAAUUAAAGACUAGAACAUUGUUCGAGUCCACAGGAGAGAUUAUUUUGCAGAAAAUAAUAAUGUUCCUUGAGUUUUUCCUUGAGUUUAGAGUGACAAAAUGUAGCUAGCUUACUGCUAACUGCUUUCAGUUUCGUCAUUGAGCAGGACAGCAGUGUUGCCAACAAUUUUUCAGUGAGACCGCUAUUGGCUCCUUGAUUUGUCGCUAAAAGUUGCUAGAUUACGUUUUGCCGUUGCUGCGACGAUGUCACAGCACCAAUUUGCCUUGCUGCGGCACAGCUGCGGUCCCCGACGUAGCGUUUUCGCCCCGUCUCCCAUCAGACACGCCUCCCCUUGUGCUUUUCUGCCUGUGUGUUCGCCAUUGCUAUGGCUUCUGUUGCAUAGACAGCUUCUCCCACUCUUGUUUGCGGCAGAAUUGAGUGGAAAAAGUCGCUAAAUCCUAUCAAAACCAUAGAAAACCUUGGUGUCAAAACUCCCCAAAGGCAGCCUGAUAAGUUGCUGAAUUUGUCACUAGAAUCUUUUACCAAUAAAAGUCACUGGAGGGGUCUGAAAAAAUGAACUAAAUAUAAUGACAAAGGCGCUAAGUUGGCAACACUGCAGAACAGCAAGAAGAGCAGAGCCGUGCACACUGCGCAGGGAGCGAGGGACAGACAGACGAGCAGCUAAUGGGUACUAAUAAAGUUAUUUCUGAUUUCGGCAGGGCUCGGCCUUAAAUUUGGCAGAAGCAGUCGGGCCUGGGUAGGGCCUGAACGCCGCAGGCAUGGGUAGGGCUUGAAAUUCAUGCCAGUGUAGGGCUUGCGGGUGUGUGUGUGUGCGUUCUUUUGUGUCAUUUUGAGCCUGGCUCCAUCUAUAAUUAUUUUCUUAAGAACCUUUGUCUCAGUAAUAAACUGGCCACUCUCGCCUGGCAGUGGAGAAGGCUGGAACUCUCUGGACCCGACCUGUACUCUGAACCUGCUGGGCCGGGCCCAGGAGGCCGAGUUCUGGGUGGACGAGACUGAAUUCCUGUUGCAGUUUGAUGAUGUCACAGUGUGGUAUCCCAUCAAUGAGGAGGGACACCUGCAGAGCAUCUAUUCUGGUAUACUCACUCAAUACUUCGUCGUUAUACAAGCAUUAGACAACGUUUAAUAGUUUUGAAUGUAUGAGAAAGCCUGACAAUCUUUGGUUUGGGGGUGAAAUAUCUCUUUAUAAAAGGAAAGCUAAGCAAAGCCAGUGUUGUGAUUGUGUAAUUGACAGCCCCUAUCUGUCCAAUAGGAGAGCUGCUGACUCACAGCCACCAGACGGGCGAUCGCUGGGUCAAAGGUCACUCAGCAGGUGGUUGCCGUAACAACAGUAGCUAUGGCAGCAAUCCUCAGUUCUGGCUGCAGGUGUUUGAGAGGGGAGAGGUGCUUGUGUCUCUGCUACAGCACAGAAGGUAUAGCAGGAACACAGGACGCCACUACACACAGUCACCAGAGGAGGGCAGCAGCACCACACAACACCAGCACUACCAGGCCAUCGCCUUGCACAUGUGGAAGGUUGGUACUGUACUCUAGCCUUGUUGCUGGUAGAUGUUAAGGUAAGAACGUGUGUGUGUUUGUCUGGCUUUUAAUUGUUUAAUCUUUGUGUGUGUGUGUACAUGCAUGCGAUUUGUGCGUCUGUCUGUCUGUCUGUCUGUCUGUCAAUCCCCAGGUAGAGAAUAAGCGUUUGAACCUGUCUGGGACUCUGAACAGCCCUCCCUGUGCCUCCACACACUGCCACGCCUACGAGCGUGAGGUGGUGCUACACACACACCUGGACCCUGGCUUCCACCUGCUCAUCCCCAGUACCUUCCUCCAGGGGGGCGAGGGGAGCUUCCUGCUCAGGGUCUUCUCCUCUUCCCCCACCUCACUCAGGUCAGUGGGACUAACAUUUACAUUGUAGUCAUUUAGCAGAAGACUGUGACCAUAAAGAGAUAGGUCAAAAAGGGAGCUAGGACCAAAUACGGAUAGGAUAAAUCAAAGUUUAUCAGAAGUUUUGCUUUUCAUACAUCAAAAGUGGUUUAUAUAUCAUGCUAUUUGUUUUGUAGAUCAUGUUAUGUCUUACAAGUCUAGGAAACUGGACUUUCAAAUUGAAUCUAUAUGUUCCCCCAUCCUCCUGCAGUGCUGUGAAGACCCCAGGGCCCUCUUUGCCGUUGGUAACAGAGGGGGAGUGGGAGACAAUCUACUUACGGGGUGCAUGGGUCACCGGGUCAUCGGCCGGGGGGAGUAGGAACUUCCUGUCUCACUGGCAGAAUCCCAGGUUCCCGGUCACCAUGGGCGACAACUUAGCGGGGUCAACAGGGGUCAAUGUUAGGGUCACCCUCCACCAGAACUGCCCUGACACUGACCUCCAGGCCAUCGGCUUUCACCUGUACAAGGUGAGCUGGGUCAUAUUCAUUAGGGCAUACUCUAUCAGAACGUUUUGCAAUGAAAAAACUAAAGUCCAAGUAGUCACUCCUUGUUUUAGUCCAUUUUCUUCUGUUUGGUGCCUAAUAAAAUAUGACCCUGUUUAUUAACGGUAUGUGGUUAGCCUAUCUAAAAGGUGUCCUUAAUGUAGAAUCUAUGGUUUAGCCUGUUGAUAUGUUGUUUUAAUCCUCCUUUCAAAUCUGUCUUUAUGAAGAGGAUUAUGUUGUGACUAGUUACAUGUGAAUCUCUCUGUGUAUCCAGGCUCCGGAGGGACAGGGGAAGGCCGAGUCGACAGUACCCAGGGAGGAGGAACCGGUGGCCAGCUGCAUUCCUCACUGCUACACCCAGGCUGUCAGUCUGGCCUGCUGCCUUCCUCCAGGGGCAUACGUCAUAGUGCCCUCCACCUACCAUCCUGAUUCCCCAGGCCAGUUCACCCUCACUGUGGCUCGCAAAAUACACAGGUAGACCUGGUUCCAUUCCACUCCCUAUCCACUUAACACCUUCUCCUAGUCCCUAUGCCCUUAGAAGGAGGAAGGACUGUGGUUAGGAAAAGCACAGUGAUUGUGUACAUUUUUGUAAAAAAUAUUUUGGGGAAUUGAACCCACGACCUGAACACAGGACCACAAUGAUGGUGUGUUGUACUUGUGUUUCAGGAGAGUGGUGAAGAGUCAGGAAAGUCUGGGGAGAGCCAUUCAAGAGGUGAGUGAGUGUUGGGCUAUGUGUACAAGACCUAUGCUUUGCAACAAACACACUUCCUAAACAAAUGUAGUGUACCAUAGUGCACUAUCACUUGAAAUGUCAACUAUGUUGAAUAUGGUCAACAGGUGGCAGUAUUUAAUCAAUGUCUGUUAGUAGUGUGCGGGUCAGCUGUGUGUUCCCCGCACCUGUCCACAAUUGCUAAUAACCCAUCCGCAACCGCCCGACUAUAUGUGAUAAAGUGAACAUCUGAGGCCCGCACCCAACCCUAAGCCGCUAAUAUAGAAAAUGUGCUAUAGGCUACAGUCAGAGACGGCGGAGCGAUGUUUUGACAGGGGGUGCAGGAUUUUCUUUUGCCUGAUUUUAAAUGUUUCUGCUUUUAAUUUAAUUUAGGUAGGCUAUUUGUUAUUCAACUUGUCUAAUGAAAUAAUAUAGAAGACUAAAUAGACCCUUGCUCACCAGAAUAAUCGAUAGAAUCUAGUUGACAUCGGUAAAAUUCUCUGUCAUCUCUGCUUCUUUCGCAGAGCAAAUACGUUUUCUGUGCAAAAUGUCCAAAUGACAUCAGUUUGACCGUUUGUAGGGAAAUAGAAAGCUGUGAAAACAACCCAACAUGUUUCUGGUGAGAUUUCAGUUCGGCUUGGAUGCAUAUUUUAUGUGGUUGAAAUACUAUCAGCUUUUAUGAUGCUGAUAAAGUUAGCACCUCUACAGAGGGUAUCUAACUGCGCAUUCACAUUCUCUCAAGAUGCUGAAAGAAAUAAAUCAUAUUUCUCCACUCCUGUUCCCGAGUCAAAAUGUUGCUGCAAGAAAUGCUUAAUUCUGUAGGAGUUAAUAUUAAGGCUAUGUGAGAGGUUAUAGACCUACAGUCAGUGUCCAGAUUUCAGUUUCCAUUUAACCCAUUUGAACAGUAGGCUAUAGUUCCCUUGAUGUGCCAUAGGCCUAUUUGAAGUCACCAUCUUGUGACUGUCGAAUUUGUAUAUCGCUUCACAAUCAUCAAACAUAACAGCCGGCACUGCUAUCAUCCUCUUUUACCAUAUCACCAAAUAUUUCCCAAACAUAAGUUUUUUGGCCUCCCUUCUCUUUAUUUUCAACUCUCCAUUUUGCAGAUUUUCUCUUAUUGAAUUAAACUAGGACAUUAUCCUUUUUGCCUCCGUGGGUGGGUGACGUUAACUUUUUCUGCCCGUUCCCAAAAGCAUUUGGCGAUUGGCGUGUAGGCUAUUUUGCGAGUGUGCAGUUAGGCCCUAAAGCUUAGGCUUACAUAAUCAUGCCAGAUAGCCUCAAAUAAUGAAAGAAAAACCUCAAUGUAGCGUAUAGAUAUAAAUUGCACAAGAAUUAUACAUGUAUGGAUUUUUUAAGGUCUCUCUCUCUCUCUCUCUCUCUCUGGCGACAGGUCUCUCACAUAUCUGUGAUGCGUAGUUAGCUCUGGGAGCUGUGCUGCCGCUCUGCUGACGUGAGCUCACAUCCCUUCGGCCUUGGCCACAGAUGAAGGAGCGGGUCUCCCCCCUCUACCCAUGCCGAACACUGUGUGUGUUUGUGUGCGCACGCACGGCCCGGGCUCAGGGCCUUUAUCCCCAGCCUGGCGAGGCUCAGGGAGCCGAUCGGCAUCUCUCCUUUCUGUCUCUCUCUCUCCCUUUCUCUCUCUCCCGGCUGCGAUUAGCACAUCAGAGGUUGUCGUUGGGCCGGGCACUAAUGGGAGCUGACGGGGCUGGCCGGUGUAAACAAACAGUCGCCAUUGAAGAGGCCCGCUCGCUAUGCUCACUCGCUGGCCCGUCGGCCCGGGACAAAGGGCCCACUCAUGGAGCUCCUUGCUGGGGCCGAGAGGGCAGGAGCAAGGGGUCGGACCUCACCACACUGCAGUGCACCCACCCAGCCUCAGACCCAAACCCCAGGGCUGCCUGUGACUGA
Molecule: messenger RNA, 8802 nt
Organism: Coregonus sp. 'balchen'
Lineage: Eukaryota; Metazoa; Chordata; Actinopteri; Salmoniformes; Salmonidae
Source: the annotation of a GenBank genome assembly